UUUCAUUAUAUUCUGUUCUAUUCUACGGACCCUUUUGAACCGUCACUACUGUGCUAGAGAAAAUAGAAAAGCCUGUUAUGUAGGGUUUUGCCUUUUUGUUUUUAAUGAAUGCUUGGAUGUGUUCUUGACUUUUCUAAAUUUUGGUAUAGUGCUUGAUUAUGUGCUGUUCUAACUCCACUAAUGGUGUGAGAAAGGGCUUUGGAUUGAGGUGUGCUUGUUUUAGUAGCUAGUAAUACCUCUCGCAAAAAAAACCCGCCCAGUCCAACACUUGAGUGACGUUUGGAGAAUAAGUUGUGUUUUUGAUAGAUCUCGGUUAACUCUCAACAAAUGCAGAGUAGAAUGUAUAGAAUGAAUCUGUGGCUUGAUUAGCUUGCUUUCGUUUAUUGUUAGUUUGUGUUUCGUCAGUCAUGUGUUAAAUUACAAAUUAUAAGACUUUUUUUAUCUAUCUAAUUGUUCAAUAUAUUGCUGAAACUGUCUCGAAUAUUACGUGCAAUUUAUAAUAACGUAGAGUAGACUGAAUGAUCUGUGCCAUGAGUACUGAGUCUACCUCUGCUCCUGAUCCUUCUCUGGGCCUCGUUUUUCUGCAGCAAUGGCUCAAAGCGCUUGGAUUUCCUUCCCUUUCAUCACAAGAAGAAAAUACAUGCGCCGAACGGCAGCCGAGGAUGGCUCCCAUCGGGAAGGCGUGUCAGACUGGUAAUGUAGUCUCGUUGGUGAAGAUUCUGUCCAAGCACAAACACCUUGCCAACUGCAGUGCCGUCAUUCCAGAAAUGACUCAUCUCACUCCUCUGUUUGUUGCCUGUGCCACGAAUCGGUCCAGCAUCGUCGAUCUUCUGCUCUAUCGGUAUGGAGCCACUCUUUGCGCUGAGAGAGCACACAGUUCCCUCACUGGUACUAGUGAUUCUUCAUCGACCACCUGGGAUUCACAUAGCACAACAGAAGUGGAAGUACCUCCCCCACCUACUCUACCCCCGUGGCCGAACUGUAUUCACAUGGUAUGUGUGAAUGGACACGUGCCACUGUUGCGUAAACUGUUGCUUCACUCCGUAAUUGAACUUGUCCCCACUUCGCCCACCAAAACAGAAGCAACACUUCAAACUCAUAAGGGGGGCGACAGCGGGAGAGUGUGUUUAGGUGACCCUUUCACACAUAGCUUCAUCCAUCCGUUCACUCUAGCCUGUUUGUGUGCAAAUGUAAACGUGGUGUCUUGUCUGGUGGACUUCUAUCAAAUGUGGACUGACGACGACCACUGCGACCUAACCCAACUGCACUUUAUUGGAUUCAAAAGUUUACACUGUACCUGUUUUUCGCGCAGCGCGCCCUUGUUGAAGUAUCUUCUCAAACAGGAGCGCUUUAAGAAAUGUAUCAAUGAAAUGCUGCCUAGUGAAGAAGAAAAUUUGCAUGUUACAGCCUAUCAGUUGGAGUUGUGCGAAAGAAUAAUGCGCCAAGUUGUCUCCUGCAACGAACAAUUUUCCUUUUUGAACAGAGUGCUUUGUGUACGAUCGAACAAGUGGUCGCCUCUUAGUAUUUGUGUAGCAAUGGACUGGGCUGAAGGCGCACAAAUUCUGAUGGAAGAAGGCGCCAAUAUUUGGCUAACCUCACAGAAAGAAGAUCUCCCCUCUGUAAUACACUUGGCUGCGCAGAUGGGAAGCAAACAGGUGCUUAAGUGCCUGAUUGAACAUGUUGAUCUGCACUGGGAUAUGCUGGACAUUGAUAGGCUGAGACAGAGAGUGGGAGGGGGAGGGGGAGGGGGGAGGUGUUUUGGAAACGACACUGCCUUGCACAUGGGUGUGAGGGCGAGACAUGUGGACUGCGUGCAACUACUGCUACACCACUUUCCACACUGGGCAAAUGUUAGAGACACCAGAGGCAAUUUGCCCAUUCACUACGCCUGUCUCUUCAAACACCUGCCCCUCUUCUCGUGUCUGCUGCCCCACACGAAGUGUCCUCAAUCAGUCACGGGUGAGAAUGGAUAUACAGCUCUCCACUUCCUCUUUCUGCCCUCCUCCGAGACCCAGAGGCCACAGGAUGGAGAGAUGCAGACUGCUGCUGUUAGAUUUAUGCUGGAUCAACUGAUGCUUCUCCGCCCCCUUGGUCGCUGUGCCGAUGAUGUGGGUGUGGGUGGUGUGCUAGGCGUGAGAGACAGAGUGGAUGGAUGCACUGUGCUUCAUUUGGCCACUGAGUUCCACCCAUCUUCGUCCCUUCUCCACUAUCUGCUAGACAUGACCGCAGCUUCCCACCAUCCAAAACUCCUGCUUCAAUUGCCGGACUGUGACGGGAGGACAGUGCUACACUAUGCGGUGAGUGGUGACCAGUUGGAGGUGGCCGACAAACUGAUCGGAGAGUGCGGAGCCAGCGUGGAUGUGGAAGACAUCGAGGGACACACUCCACUCCACGUGGCCACCUCAGUUCCCAUGUGUGCACUGCUGUUACGUCACGGCGCUCAUAUAGACGCCAGGGACUCAAACGGUCGCACGGGUCUGCAUCUGAGUGUGAUGAGGGGCGAAGGACACCGAGAAGCAGAACCUUCUACGUCAUCUUCUCUCAUUGCUUUCUUCCUGGACAAAUCUGCAGAGAUAGAUGCCACAGAUUGUAUGGGCUGGAAUGUGCUGCACCUCGCUUGUCUCUUCACUCCCCCGCCUCUUCUCCUUCGGACCCUGUCCAUGCUACUAAGCAGAACGAGGGCCACUGAAGGAAUCGGACGAGAAGAAGGAGCUGUUGAUAUGAAUCUGAAUAGUUCAGUUUCAUUGCAGCGUGACUAUAGUAGUAGUAGCAGCAGCAGCAAAGGAACAUUAAUCAAUUGUGCAAUGCGGACAGACAAAGACAUGCUGAGUUUGCAGUUGAUUCGACUGCUGGUUGAUAGUGGUGCUAACAAAUGCAAUGUGGCCUCUGCGUUAUUUGAGGCAGUUGGCAAGAAUCUGCUACAGACAUUCUCUUAUCUCAUCGAUUAUUUCAGUGGAGAAGUGUCGCUUGAACUUAGGAAGCAACUCGCUUUCUCUGCCAUCCGAGAAGCGAAGCUGUCGUUUGUCAUGUUCUUCUUUGAUCAUUCAGAUGAUAACGGCAGUGGACAGCAAGUGGCAAUUGCCGCCUCUGACAUCUGUCAAGUGACCCUUGAGGUCCCCUUUAGUAGGAGCAGUAACGUGUUGCUGUAUCCCAUAGAGAUGUGUUUGGCUGCCACUGUUUCAGCCGUGGCCUCCGUCGCUCAUUCGUCCACCACAGAAUCUGCUCCUGAACAUAAUCGUGGUAGCCUGUUUGAGGUGGAAGAGCUAUUAGAGGCACACGCACAAGUGUUUAAUUUCCUGUUCCAGCUCUACACCGGCAGUAAUAGUAGUGGACCAGUGUACAAGUUCGACUUCCUCACAGGCGCCGCCACGCCUCUCCUGGCUACGAGCCUUCAGUACGCAUCUAGGCACCAGACUCUGUUCCACAUGCUCACUCAGUGGCUCCUACUCAACUCCUCUUCCUCAGUUGUGGUUGACCCCAUACCCGCCGUGACCAAACUUGGGGACCUGUCCAGUUCAGAAAUCAUGCAAUCAAAUAACUACAGCAAUCGUCGCUCGCGCCAGCCACUGCAGGUGUCAAGUCUUUGGUUCAUACUCUCCGUCUCCGACUGUUGUGCCUCCUGCAGAAGCUAUUGGAAUCGGUUUCAGUUUAGACUGUGGAGGUCUUUGUUGACUGCUUCUACGAGUGAUGAAUCCGAAAUUAAUGUACCACGUCAGUCGGCUCCAUCUGGACUUGCCUUGCUAAUUUCGCUGUCUCUAGUCUCCAACACUGACAAGUGGGUCAAGGACGUCGUCUCGUCCUUAAGCGCAAGCAACGCCAGUAGCAACAGCAACAGCAUCCUCUGUCUGCUCAAUGAGGAAUGCCCGGGAAGUUUGAGGGAGCUGAGUGCAUCGGUAGUUCGGACCACCUUGUUUACCCCCGAAGAAGUGUUACAGUUACAGUUUGACAAGAAACUGCCUCUGCAUUUAGCGAAGCUUGUCGGAAAGAGUUUUUCAUCGCUAGAUAAUCAAACAAAAGCUUUGAUGGCACAGUGCUCCGACGUAGUAGCCAAAAGGGCAGCCGCCGUCAAUAUGUGCAAUUGAUUGUGACUAUUUGCAUUAAAUUAAAUGUUAAUGAACAAACCCAUUGUUA
This is a messenger RNA of Symsagittifera roscoffensis, 4131 nucleotides long. RefSeq lists its product as uncharacterized. Lineage: Eukaryota; Metazoa; Xenacoelomorpha; Acoela; Convolutidae. Gene Ontology annotation, molecular function: protein binding. The record is from RefSeq and is a predicted model, not a curated record. The transcript has 3 exons. Gene Ontology annotation, cellular component: ciliary inversin compartment. Gene Ontology annotation, biological process: protein localization to ciliary inversin compartment. The coding region runs from base 519 to 4082 and encodes 1187 amino acids.